AUGUUUUUAAUUAGAAUAUUAAUUAUAUUUAUUUGUAUUCUGUUGGGCGUUGGGUUUUUAACUCUUUUGGAACGAAAGGUUUUAGGUUAUAUUCAGAUUCGUAAAGGCCCUAAUAAGGUUAGAUUUUUAGGGAUUCUUCAACCUUUGGGUGAUGGACUAAAAUUAUUUAGAAAAGAGCAGGUAUUUCCUUUAAUAUCUAAUUUUUUUAUUUAUUAUUUAUCUCCUGUUUUGAAUUUGUUUUUAGCUCUUCUUAUUUGGCUUUGUAUGCCAUUCUGGGCUGGUUUUUUAAAUUUUAAUUUUGGUGUUUUAUUUUUUUUGUGUUGUUCUAGAUUAGGGGUUUAUACAAUUAUAUUAUCGGGUUGGUCUUCUAAUUCUAUUUAUUCUUUACUAGGUAGAUUACGUAGUGUUGCUCAAACAAUUUCUUAUGAAGUGAGAUUGGCUUUGGUUUUAAUGUCUUUUUUAAUUUUGGUUGGGAGGUUUAAUUUACUAGGAUUUUUUAUAUUUCAAUAUUAUAUUUGGAAUUUGUUUGUAUUUUUACCAUUAGCUCUGGUUUGGUUUGUUACUAGAUUGGCUGAGACCAAUCGUACUCCUUUCGAUUUUGCUGAGGGGGAAUCAGAGCUAGUUUCUGGGUUUAAUGUUGAGUAUAGAGCUGGAGGAUUUGCUCUAAUUUUUCUUGCAGAGUAUGCUAAUAUUUUAUUUAUAAGUAUAUUAUUUUCUUUAUUUUUUAUAGGUGGUGAUUUUUUUAGUUUAUUAUUUUUUAUUAAAUUGGUUUUUAUUUCUUUUUGUUUUAUUUGAGUUCGUGGGACUCUGCCUCGUUAUCGUUAUGAUAAAUUAAUAUUUUUGGCAUGGAAAAGGUUUCUUCCUGUAUCUUUAAAUUUUUUUAUUUUUUAUUUAGGAGUAAAAUUAAUUUUAUUUUCUUAUUUAAAUUAA
Molecule: messenger RNA, 930 nt
Organism: Agrilus planipennis (emerald ash borer)
Lineage: Eukaryota; Metazoa; Arthropoda; Insecta; Coleoptera; Buprestidae
Source: the annotation of a RefSeq genome assembly